AGCUGCUCGCAGCAGCCUCGGCUGCAGCAGCCUCGCAGCAGCAGCCAACCCCAGACCUCAAGUGGAUGAAUGCCUCUGGAAGUGUUUUCUUGGAGGAACCCAUCAGGCAGUGGAAGACUGUGGCAGGGCUAGUGAACUUAGAUGGGGAUUUCCUCUCCUGCAGUUGAGCUGGCUGGAGAGAUACUUUAGUCCUGCCUUCCCAGUUCUGCGCCCAGCACAAGCAGUUUUGAAAAUUUAAGUGCAAAAAGCAUGACAAAGCAAUAUGAGGUUGCCGUGCAGGUAAUUGCUGCCAUGGAAACACAACUGUCUAAUGGGCCAACUUGCAAUAACACAGCCAAUGGUCCAACUACCAUAAACAACAACUGCUCGUCACCAGUUGACUCUGGGAACACGGAGGACAGCAAGACCAACUUAAUAGUCAACUACCUUCCUCAGAACAUGACACAGGAGGAACUAAAGAGUCUCUUUGGGAGCAUUGGUGAGAUAGAGUCCUGUAAGCUUGUAAGAGACAAAAUAACAGGGCAGAGCUUGGGAUAUGGCUUUGUGAACUACAUUGACCCCAAGGAUGCAGAGAAAGCUAUCAACACCCUGAAUGGACUGAGACUUCAAACCAAAACAAUAAAAGUAUCUAGAAAUGCAGUAUCAGUUUUGUGCUUUAAAGUGGCUUUUUUAGAAUUACCAGUUAAGCAUGAACUUGACCCUUAA
Messenger RNA from Mandrillus leucophaeus (drill), 705 nucleotides. Its product is annotated as ELAV-like protein 2. The transcript is spliced from 6 exons. The record is from RefSeq and is a predicted model, not a curated record. Bases 250 to 705 code for a protein of 151 amino acids. Gene Ontology annotation, molecular function: RNA binding. Gene Ontology annotation, cellular component: ribonucleoprotein complex. Lineage: Eukaryota; Metazoa; Chordata; Mammalia; Primates; Cercopithecidae.